AUGGCCUGGCAUAACUUCCACCGUGAGCAUACAGCUUUUGCAACACCUUUCCGGGGCCAAGACGUGCACUACCCUGACUUCUGGCGUUCUCAUCAUGGCACGCCUUUCGACACUUUCACUGCGGAGCGGAACGUCGCUUCGGGCAAUCCAUUCCAGGUCCUGUUGGAUACCACGAUUGAGAGGUGCGGCGAUCUUGGCUGGACGCUGGACUAUGCGACUGCUUGGUGCUAUAGACAUCUUGUUAGCAGUCAGCCUUUGAUCGCCGAUGCGAUCGACACGAUUCGGGAAAUGUACGAGAACUUUGACUACUACACUCCAUACCGCAUCUUCGACUUUCUGGACGAGGCGAUCUUCGACCGUAAGCUCAAAGAGAUGGUCUUUCUGCACUGGACGAAACAUCCCAACUGCAGCACAGGGACUACAUACGCACCCAAGGUCAUUGGCAUACCUCGUAUUGUCAUCAAGCUCAAUGCUGGAUCGUUCAUGGACGAUGAGUGUGACAUUGAUGAUUUGCUCGAUGCGCUGAUACAUCAGAUGAUACAUGCUUACUUCUUGACCUGCUGUGGUGCGCAGAAGAAAGGGGAGAAGGCAGACGGUCGGCUUAUGGAUGGGAUACAUUUCGGCGUAAUACAGAUGACCAUCCGCGACGUGUCCACGCGCUGUGUAGACGGCCCACUGAAGCUCAUCUUUCACGCCAUGAAGCGACGAGACCUAGACCAAGAAGACGACCUACCGCCCAACAUGCUAAUCCCACGUGGUCCCGUCUUCCCUCCAAACUACCGCGCGAGACAAGAGUUCAUCGCAAUCGACCCUCGCGGCAGCGCAGUCGGCCCCGUCCCUGCCGAUGGCCAAACGCACUGCCUCCACGACAACCGCAAGAUCCGCAAAGAACAGAUCAAAAACUGGCAAGUAGAAGAAUACUCCAAAGCCCUCGACCUCAGCCUCGCCGAACUCAAAGGCGAGAAAAUUUGGGACUGGGACAAAACCGGCCUCCUCGUGGAAGGUGACCGCGUCAAAGCAGAGUCUUCCGCUACGUAUGCUGAGCUCGUCUGGAACAAGAAACGCGUCAUGGUCUCCCGAGAAAAAGCUCUCGCCUACGCAAGUAUUGUGAAGCCAUUGAAGAAACACGGCCUCUACGAACUCGAACUGCCCCCCUGCGACCUCGACAUCUUCUCCUGCAUCUACGACUUCAUCACCAAACCGGGCCACUACCGCUACGAAACCAACGCCCACGCCGUCCGCGACGAAUACAUCGCCGCCCGCAUCGUGGCUGAAGCCCCCGUCCUUUUGCUGGAAGAUACCAGCGAGCGGACGUUUGAAAUCAAACUCGAUAAGAACCCGCCAAUCAUGACACAUCUGAAAGUCUUCCACGCCGCGGAAGAAAUCAAGUUUGAGGAACUCAUGCGUUAUGCUCUCCAACGUCUCUAUCGCGAAACGCAAAUGAGCGAAGAUCCCAUUCAAGCACUAGAAGUUCUCUAUCGUGUGCACGCGUCCCAGCCUGCUGCGGAGAAGGGAGGGCCGAUCUCUAGCGAGCUGCACAAAUGGGCGCGCAAGUUCCUACUCCGCCGCGACGACGAUGGUGACUUUGAUGGGACGGGGAUGUCGAACUGCGAUAAACUACUAGCCUGGCAUCGGGAACGGUUCCAGGGCUUGUAUCAUAAGUGUCCCGCCUUUCAGGACGAUGUCAUCAUCGCCGGAACCAUCCAGUACGCCGGAGGCGAGUUUGAUCCGUGUGAUCCGAUUGCGAAUAUUGAGAGGCCGAUUCAGGAGCCGGUGUGGGGGGUGGAUUUUACUCGAGACAUGGCAUGUUGGGGCCGUUGA
Messenger RNA from Fulvia fulva, 1821 nucleotides. RefSeq lists its product as uncharacterized. Lineage: Eukaryota; Fungi; Ascomycota; Dothideomycetes; Mycosphaerellales; Mycosphaerellaceae. The transcript has 2 exons. The record is from RefSeq and is a predicted model, not a curated record. The coding region runs from base 1 to 1821 and encodes 606 amino acids.